Messenger RNA from Pocillopora damicornis (cauliflower coral), 1852 nucleotides. Its product is annotated as rhodopsin, GQ-coupled. Gene Ontology annotation, biological process: G protein-coupled receptor signaling pathway. Gene Ontology annotation, cellular component: membrane. NCBI's taxonomy places the organism in Eukaryota, Metazoa, Cnidaria, Anthozoa, Scleractinia, Pocilloporidae. The record is from RefSeq and is a predicted model, not a curated record. Gene Ontology annotation, molecular function: G protein-coupled receptor activity.
UUCGGACCACGACUUAUUAUUCUCGAGCGCUUAGAUGCACCAGAUUUUAAUUGGAAAAGCAAAAUCUUUGAUAUCAUUCAUUUCGCCGACAUAAAUCCUAGAAUCACUUACUUUGGUGAAACACCAGCUCGGGUAAAGAUGGCGUCAACCAACAUGAAUUGCACCGCAAACCCCUUGAAACAAAAUGGCAUAUUUCCCCCUUUAGAAUACAGAACCACAACUCAAGUUUUCAUCGAAGUUGCACUUGCUACCACGAUUCUUAUUUUGGCUGUCUUCGGGAAUUUCUUGAUGAUUUUCGUCAUGUGUGGGAAGAGGCAACUUCGAACUAUACCCAACUUGUUUGUCAUGAAUUUAUCUAUUGGAAACUUUCUUCUCGCUGUUACCGUCCUUCCGGUUUUUGUGUGGACUCUUCAAAGAGGAAAGUGGACUUUUAGCAAGAUGUUCUGCGUCAUUCAAGGAUAUCAGAGUUAUCUCUUAUUUUCCCUUACUUUAUUCACUCUAACUGCAAUAAGCUUAAGUCGCUAUAUGCUGGUCUGUCAUCUCAACAGAUACCGGGAACUAUUUGACAAAAGGCUGGUUCUGAAGAUUCUCGGUUUCAUUUGGAUUAUCUGUACUUUGAGCUGUGCACCGCCACUUUUUGGAUGGGGUUAUUACAGUUUCAACGCGCGGACGGCUCUGUGUCACACAGACAACAGUAGUUAUUCCUAUAAAAUCACCGCAAAUACUUUCAUGUUACUGGACAUCAUCAUUGUAAUCUUUUGUAAUGUAAAAAUCGCGAGAGCAGUAACUUGUCAUCGCAAAAGGAUUACAGUAAAUGUGGUUACAAAGAAGCUAAAAGAUGGAGAAAGCCAGUUCAACAUGGCAGGAGAAGCGGAUACAAACGCGAAACAAAGCAAUAAAUUAUUAUUCAAAGACUUGAACAGUGAUUCACUUAGUGGUCAGAAGUCUAAAAAAUUACACGCAAACGUACACCUAGGCCUCUGCGAGGAUCGGUCUGGUGUGAUACCCGUGAAAUUCACUUUCUUAUCACAAAAACAGCAGAGUGCAUUAAAUGGAGGGAGACAAGACAUAAAAACUGUAAAUAAUCUUGAAGGGACACUUCAUCUCCAUCAAAUCAGUUCUACAAAUCAAUCAAAUGCUAUCUGCCUAAGCAAGAACUCUACCCCUACAGAGCACGCAAAAGAAAGUACACUUCAGCUGCAAACGAGAGAGACGCGCGGGGAAGACAUUCAUAUAACACGAACCGUCUCGCUUAUAGUUUUCGUGUUUUGCUUUUGCUGGCUGCCAUGUUUUAUCAUGGAUACCUUGGACGCGUUCGGCGUUUUCCCGCCAAGAAGUCUCCGAAUGGCGGGAAUUUACUUGAUAUUUAUGGACAGUGUCGUUUGUCCGUUAAUUUACGGGGUACGAAACAGAAAAAUAAGGAAAGUUGUUAUGGAGGUGCUAAAAUGCGAGUUUUGCCGCUAACCAUUGAUUGAGCUAUAUUUGAAAUCAUCUGCUCAUGACACCAUCAGUAAAGUGAUAGAUUAUAGGUCAAACGUCUUCGGUAGCUGUUGGGGUUAAUUAGGAAGAAGGGUUUCUGGGUUUUCUCGUCAUUAUUUGGGUUUGUGCACCUAACUUACAAUUAAAAGUUUUGUAUCCAGUUUCUAUUACUCAAGUAAGCGAUUUUUCGGUUUUGUUAUUCGCCAGUUUCGUCAUUAUCAAUUCAGUUUCUGGCCGGGUUUUCUGGUAAAUUUUUAUGGAAAUUUUAGCUCGUGCUCCGUUAUCUGAUAGGCUUCAAUCCCGAUAAUUAGACAAAAGUGAAUCGAACUUGAGGAGGUUCAGGCCCGUAAUAAAACAUUAAUUUUCUGCGCUA